AAUGAGAAAACACCACAUCAGCUUUACAACGUAGACAGAAAAGAAAACAAAAAUGACUUGAGCAAUGAAGAAUAAUAUUUUGUCGACUUCGACGGCUAAUUGACCACAAAUUCCUUACAAAUGGUUACUACGAAAGACAUAAUGUCAGGAAAUACAACUCGAACGAUAGUUAUAACCACAUCCAGUGGAAAUGUUCCAAAAUUGGUGACCGUCAACGCCUCUGCUGUCGAAGACAUUUUCAGUGAUGAUGGGGGAGGACCACGUAAACGGCGUCGGCUCACAAACCUUUCCCCGGAGGAGAAAAUGUUAAGAAGAAAACUAAAAAACAGAGUCGCAGCACAGACAGCUAGAGAUAGAAAGAAAGAAUUGAUGGGAACUCUGGAACAACAAGUCACUAGACUAAUGGAUCAAAACAAACGUCUCCAAGAUGAAAACAAAAAACUCAAAACACAGUCAUCAUCAUUAAUUACAGAAAAUCAACACCUUAAAGAACGCCUGGGCCAACCUGGUUCAUUGGCUGAGAGAAAAUCUGAGUCCACAGGAUCUGCAGUAUCCUUUGACCUCCUGCCGUGGGGACAAACUCAGAAGUUGUCUCAGUCAAUGAUGCCAUACGCAACCUCUGUUCUGACAAUGAGUCUCUGCUUAGCAUUGUUCAGCAGAUCAGCUCUAAACCAGAAACAGAUGGUACCAGUAGAGGAAGUGACUCUUCAAUCCUCACUGCCCAAGGAAAUACCCCCAAAAUCUCUGCCAACUCUGGCGUGGUGGGGCCCACAUCAGCGGAGUUGGAAUCCAUCAAUGAACUCAUAAAAUUUGAUCAUGUUUAUUACAAACAUGAGUCCUCAUCUGUUGAAACUGGACUUGAAAAACCUGUUGUCAAAACGAACUCUCAAACUAAACUGAAUGUUCAUAUUACGCAGGAAAUACCUACUGAAAUCUCAAUAGAAGAAUCAGUUAAAACUGAACCCGAAUUAAGUGCAAUAGACAUGAUAAAUGAAACUGACCUCAAUGAUAUCAAUUUGGAAUUAUUAAAAGACAUUGAAAAUUUAAUUGGAAUUGAUUUUCAAGACCAGAUUGAACAGGACUCUUUUGAUUCUAUUUCACAGGAUGGACAAUGUGUUAAAAGCAAACAGGAAGUUACAGUGACAAAAGACACUAUUUUAAAUCGUAAACGCAAAA
This is a messenger RNA of Mytilus trossulus (common blue mussel), 1176 nucleotides long. Its product is annotated as X-box-binding protein 1-like. Gene Ontology annotation, biological process: regulation of DNA-templated transcription. The transcript has 3 exons. The record is from RefSeq and is a predicted model, not a curated record. Lineage: Eukaryota; Metazoa; Mollusca; Bivalvia; Mytilida; Mytilidae. The coding region runs from base 121 to 807 and encodes 228 amino acids. Gene Ontology annotation, molecular function: DNA-binding transcription factor activity, RNA polymerase II-specific; RNA polymerase II transcription regulatory region sequence-specific DNA binding. Gene Ontology annotation, cellular component: nucleus.